UUGUUCCUAUCGCAGCCCUCUAGAGCCCUUUGUUCUCUCUCUUUGUCCUACUAGAGUCUUCUCUGUAACCUCCAUCGCCCCCAAAUCAAAACACAACGCCGAGACAUGGCAGAGAUCGAACCAAAGCGCGAACCCUCAGCAAUGGCGAGCGGAGACCAAGAACCCAAGAAACCCAACCCUUUUUUCUCUCUCUUCCAGAAACCUCCCUUCUCGGACUUCUUUCCAUUCAAGCGAGAGGCGACAGAGAAGAAGUCAGAGGCUUCCGUUUCGGAGAAACCAGCGACAACUGUGGUUGAGAAAGCGGAAGAGAGUAAGCGGGUCGCCGUGAAGUUUCCCGAUACCCGGCCGGAGAUUCCUCCUUUGAAACUCGAAGCUGAGGAGGGUGAACAGAACACCAACCCCGUGGUUCUGUGGCAGGUAUACGCUGUUGGAGGGUUCUUUAUUUUGAAGUGGCUAUGGGCGAGAUGGAACGAGAGGAGGAUAAACAAGAGGUCAUCUGAUGAAGAACCAUCUCCGGACGACGACAAUUAGCUUUCACUGCCUCGGAGAUUCCUUCUUGUGUUGGAUAUGAGAGAGUUCUGGUAGUUGUGCAAUGUAUAAAUUUGAAUUUUCAGUUGGUGGAUUACAGACCAUAUAUAUUUUCUUUUUCUUGAUUAACAGUAAGUUUCAACAAGCACAGCUUUCUCUUUUGCCAA
Messenger RNA from Cornus florida, 695 nucleotides. RefSeq lists its product as uncharacterized. NCBI's taxonomy places the organism in Eukaryota, Viridiplantae, Streptophyta, Magnoliopsida, Cornales, Cornaceae. The record is from RefSeq and is a predicted model, not a curated record. The transcript is spliced from 2 exons. The coding region runs from base 106 to 531 and encodes 141 amino acids.